GCAGUGGUAUUGACGAAACAGUUAGUGAUGCUUCUGGCUGUGAUUCUUGGCUUGGUUAUGAGGGAGUAGAACAUUUGAAGCGUCAAUCUGAAUGUAAAAAGGUUGUUCCUUACGGUACACUUUUUGAGGAACCUCUUUACUGUGAAGUGUGUCAUGGGAAGGUUUUGAAUGGUCAUGUUCCUGAAUCUCGAUUAUUGUCAAACUAUUUAGAUCAUAAGCAAGAUUCAUUAUCUUAUAGGGAAACGGCAAACAAUUUUUUAUAUGAUAACCGUGAGCUAAACCACGCUUUGGAAAAGAUCCCGAAAAAUGGGAAGAUCGAUGGACUUCCUGACAACGGAACAGUUUAUCCCCAUCUACAAAAAAAUUGGCAUGAAGACGAAUCGUUUUUGAAGCGAGUUGUGGCUGAGUAUUUCUUGGAUCCUCUCUCAGACUCAGAUGAUGAAGACAGUUCCUCUCCAAACGAAAGUAGCACGUUAAGUGAAGGUAGUAAUGGCAUCGAUAACAUAAGCGAACUGGACGAUGCCUCUGAUUUAGUUGAUGGUGAUAUUACUGUUCGUAAGUCAGAAGAAAGCAUCAUCAAGUCGGUAGAAAAAUGUAAAAAUUUACCUCUUUCUUUGGACAAUAGUUUGGAGGAAAGUGUGAAUUGCGAUCCAAAUGAGACUUUAAGUUCUGUCUUCUCUGAUGAUUCAUUGGGUUAUUACGGGGAUACUGAUGAUGUAAAACAUGCCAAAUCUAUUGACAUUGGUGCUGAUAGUUUCGAGUACAACUUUCAAACUAACGAAGCUUUUCUCUGUAAAGGGAACAAUGUUAGCCAUGAUUCGAUACAUGAAAACAACUCGACCCGAGGUGCUAAGUCCAUGGACAGAAACGAUUCUGGUGAAGGCGCCGAGUCAAGUGUGGCAGAAGUGUCUCCUCCAUUAGUUCUGACAGAAUUGAGGGAGUCGGCUAGAGUGACCGAAAUAACCCGAAGCGAAGGUGCAGAAGUUGGUGGGGAGUGGAGCGUAGAUGGCACCCCCGCUGCUGCUGCUGGUGCUGGCGUUGUUUCUUCACGCUGCUCCAAUGCUCCUGUAGCAGAUCUUGGCCACCACCAGUGUGGCGCUGGGAACAGCCCUGUAGAGGACCAUCUGUCGUCUGCUCGAUCUCAUUCUCAAUCUGAUAAUGAUUGUUUCAACGAGAAACAUAAUUUGGGCGUCGGUAUCCAAUUCGUUAAGCCGUUGAAGCUAGAGAAAUUUAGUGGAUCUGUGUACAUGACACGUGAUCAGUCUUCUAAGUCUAUUAAUGAGGAAUGUGACUCACUCAUUGAGGAAUCUGCCAAAUUCCAUAAACCAGAUAUUUUGGAUUCUGAAAAGAACGAUUGCACGUCAUUUGAAGAACGAGUGGUAAGUCAAGGUUUGGUCAUCGAGAGAUCAUAUGCUGCUCACACUCCAGCAAAAUUUGAUCUCCUCUCCGCCAUCAAUAGUUUACGAAGCCUUCAAAGUGAUGACUCGAUGAAUUCGAGCGUUUUAUCCGACUCAGUGUUUGAAACGUCUCGUGAAAGCGAACAGGAUAUGGAAAAUACUAUGUUCAGGCCAAACUUAUCUGGGUCAUACCGUCCAUCUACGUACGGAAGUUCAACAGCAAAAGAAAGCGAACGAGCGAUUAAUUCUGAGUGGCCAUCUUACUGUGAAGUCUAUAGUCACAUCCCUCGCAAAGUUGAUGAAGUUUCCGUGACGUCACCAAAAGUCAAUGCGAGUCGUGCUGCUUGUUCUUUGAACGAUUUUCCUGCGCAGGAUGACAAGUAUGAAUCCUAUGAAUUUUCGCCGUCCCCGGCCACAAAUUCGAAUGAAUCUUUCCCAGUUUUGUCUGCAUGUGGUAACCAUUCAAAUUUUAGUUCAAAUUUCGCGACAUUGGCAGAUUCUAACACCGAUGAACUGAAAAAUUCGAAUGACGCUUCAUGCCUGAAGCCUGGUCGGAAGCGUUUCGCUAAAGCUUUCCAACGUGCCGUGCUUCAUGUGCCUGCCACUGCCUCUCUAUCUUCAUCUUUUCCGACACCUAAUAAAACAGUCAAGACGGAGCUUAUUAUUGACCCUCUCUUUGCUAGCUCUCAAGCCGAUAAGCCUGCAUCCAAUGUUACUUGUAUAUCCGAGUACCGUAUCGGAGACGCUCCUGCUACGUCUGUUGAAGCCCGUCUUUUGUCCUCGAACAAAGUUGGAAGCUUCGACGCGUCAAGUUCCGAUAAUGAGGUUAAGAAGCCAUCUAAACACAAGAAGCACAAAAAAUCUAAACCUCGAAAAUACUUCUCCGGUAUUUUAGAUGCUAUCGGCAGUGCUGCGCCCAUCUUCAGAAACAGCUUCUCCGGCAGCUCGAUUGAAAAUGACCACACUUACACAGAUUCGAGUUCGAAUUCCUCAGACCAGAAGAAAGAUGGUGUAGGUUACUCAGCGAGUGAAAGGAAAGAAGUACUAAAGCCUGACACAAACAAGAGAUUACCAUUGAAUAAAGCGCACAACGUCCCCUCAGUUACUUUAGUCAAACGGUCUUCAUCACCUCGACUGAGAGGCUCUCCCGUAAAUAACUUCGCGAACAGCGUGGGUGCCCAUGACCAUUGGAGAGCAGCUUAUCUUGGUCACGUCGGCUGUGACUCAAGCAAGCCUUACUACGAUAAUCUCAACCACGUUGGCUGCAAAAAAUUUCCUCAUCAAGCUGACGUGUCUCGUUUCACCAGUCAACCUCGACCUUGCAUUAAAAAAAACUCCGAUGUAAGUUCGGAACAACGACAUAGUGUUGGUACGACUGAAGCUAUGUACGAGAACGUGAUUUUUCUUCCUAGUUCUAGAAAAAAACACGAAGUUACCGAAGAAGAACCUGAGACCGAUGAGAAUGAUAUUCGUUCACUGACUAACGUGACCACUACUGCCACAAUAACCCUGAAUGCUAGCGAUUUAUUGGAGUCUUCACUUUCUGUGCCGAUCAAAGAGUGUGAGAAUUCCGCCAAGUCAACUGCUGCUAUUAAGGCGGAUUUAUCUUGUAGGGAAGAGCCGAAAAAUGCUUGUGAUUUAAUUUACGAAGAUUGGUGCUCAGCCAUAGGGGAUGGAGAAGCAGCGGAUGAUGACAACGGCUCUGAACAAGGCCUAUCUUUCGACCAAAAAUCUGAGUCUGACGAGUCAAUUCAAUCAAAUUCUUCAUUUUAUUUUACAGCUGGCGCCAACACCAUUUACGAUGUUGUUAAGAAAGUAAGAACAAGCUUUGCAGACGAGUUUGAUUGUCCAGGUGCAGAAGAAUUGAGCGGCUCUAAUUCAUCAGAUGAAGUGACUUAUAAUACAACGUUACACGAGAGCGCAUGUGGAAAGACGGAAAGUGGAGAGCAUCGCGAGGAAACUUUUGGCGCCUGCAGCUCGGUGAGCAGCAAUGGCUCUGACCUAAUGGGACAGUUCAACGAGUUGCAUGAGAAGUAUUUUGGCAAAGCGGACGACCGCCCUGAAGCUCAAAACAAGAGCUUCGUGACUCCCAACGACGACGUAAGUUCUUCUUCGUCUGACGAUUCCCAAGAUGGCAUCGUUCGUGCAGUUCCAUGCGUUGUCUUGACCGAUUCUGACUCUGCCGAUUCGUUUCGAACUUCAGCAUGGAACGCUACCACAAGUUGCACUGUGCUUAAUUCAUGCCGAGCGAAUCAAAACUCGUCUGCAUCGUCGCAUUUUGAAACAUCAGAGCUUCUGUCUGAAACUAACCGUACAAAAGAAAAGACGGGUGUGAAUUCUGAAAGGGAAGGCGACUCUGUAAUUAGCGAGGAUCUUGACAAGAGACUGUCAGGCAUGUGGACUAAUGGAACUGGAGCUGACGCUGAUGAAGAGUCGGAGGGCGACAACAGUGAAUUGCACGGUUUCAGCAUACGAGCGCAUGUAUCGCCUUCCUUGGACAAGCGAACUUUCGAACCCCCUGAUAAUAUUUCCCACACGUUUUGUUCUGUAUCGCCCUCGUGGGACUCGAACAAUUGCGGCAAUUCAGACAACACUUCUUACCAAAGAUGUUUUCUUAAUGUCGAGGAACAUCCUCCUCAGUUCGCAUCGCCUUACUAUCAAAAUUCGGCUUACUAUGUUAAUAUUGGCGACGCUAUUCCCGGGAACGACAGUGCUGCGUUUGACUCGACUAGUUCAAGUCCACCGAGAGUUAGCACUUCUAGCGAACCUGAAAACGAUUUCGAAGAGAGAUUCGGUGAAAAACAUAGCAGUGGCAACGAUUUAUCUGCAAGUUUUGAUUCUCUUGACAGCGAAGCAGGGAAUCUAACUGAAAAUUUAUGCGAAUUUAUUAAUAGGAAAGUUAUUUCUAGUUCCAACAAACUAGAAGUUCCCGAGAACGAAGAUGUAAACUGGAGUCGACCGUACGUAGAUCCCUGUUCAGAAAAUCCUAAUCAAUGUUCGUUGCCGGAUGAUGUCAUCAUUUGCCUGAAUGGUAAGUGGAAAGUAUCAUCAUCUUCAGCACCAUCGACGCCAUGCUCCGAUGUUGCUUGCAACGCUACGGGAAAAACGACCUGCGCUUCGGUGCGUUCGAGCAGCCACCGCAGUUCCCGCUGCGGCAAACCGCCCGUAUCACCGGGCAGCCGACCACGCGACAGUGGUGGGGCAGCGUCAAGAUCCAGCAGCUUCAGAAGACGCUCGCGGUCUGCUUCUGCAGGCGCCAAGCUGCGUGGUGGUAACAAUUCCGCAUUGCGUCCCUCCUCCAUGGUCGGACGCCCCAGACCUUCGUCGCUGGCUGACAUGAUGCCUGGCGCCCAAACUCACAACAACUCGCAAGAGUCCCUGCAUUCGGUCUGCCUUAUACCUUCUGUUGAUGACUUCGCCCCUCGUCCUCAAUGGUUGGCGGAACGCAAGAAGGCUGAGGGCAACGAGGCUUACAGGAACAAAGAAUAUCGCGAUGCUCUACAGCACUACACGCAGGCUAUUGAGCUGUGCCCAGACUGUGCGGCGUACUACAGCAACAGGUCGGCGUGCUACAUGAUGCUCGGCAGGUACAGAGAUGCCCUCAACGACGCUCAGCACGCCGUCGCUCUCGACCAACACUUCGUCAAGGGUUGGAUCCGCGUGGGCAAGUGUCACGUGGCACUGGGUGACGGUGUGGUGGCACUAAGCGUGCUACGCCGCGCUCAGGACAUCGAGCCCAGCAACUCUACAGUGCAUCAGGAGAUCGCCUCUGCUCAGGCGCUCCUUACAUGCGUCAGGGAGAGCCAAGACGCUGCCACCAAGAGCGACUACAGAACUGCGGUGUUCCACUUGGACCAGGCUCUGCGCUACGCUCUGGGCGGUCUCGAGCUGCGCAUCACCAAAGCAGAGUACCUCACAUUCCUGGGACGCGCCUCCGAGGCUGAAGAUAUCGUCAAUGACAUUCUAGUGUCGGACAACAACCACGCGGACGCGCUGUACGUGCGGGGGCUGUGCCGCUACUACCAGGACAACCAGGACGCCGCCUUCCAGCACUUCCAGAAGGUCUUACGGCUCGUGCCUGACCACAACAAGGCCAAGGAAACUUACAAGCGGGCGAAGUUGCUGAACCAAAAGAAAGAAGAAGGUAACGCAGCGUUUAAAAUGGGCGACUUCGCUCGUGCUUAUGACAUUUACUCGGAGGCUCUCAAGAUCGACGUCCUCAAUAAGAACACCAACUCGAAACUUUAUUGCAACCGCGCCACAGUCGCUGCCAAGCUCGGGCGGUUAGAGCAAGCCAUCAGCGACUGCACGGCAGCGCUGCAGUUGGACGACAGUUACGUGAAGGCUUACCUACGACGCGCCAACACGUACCAGCAGACCGAGCAGUACGAGGAAGCCGUCAGGGACCUCGAGAAAGUCUACCGCAUGCAACGCAGUCAAGAGCACAAGCGGUUGCUGCACGAGGCCAAGACGCAGCUCAAGCGGUCCAAGCGCAAGGACUACUACAAGAUCCUGGGCGUCAGUAAAACUGCCUCUGACGAUGAGAUUAAGAAGGCUUACAGAAAAAUGGCUCUACUUCAUCACCCUGAUCGUCACUCGAGCGCAAGUGCGGCGGAGAAGGCUGAGCACGAGCGUAAGUUCAAGGAGCUCGGCGAGGCUUACGCCGUCCUCACCGACCCCAAGAAGCGCGGCAUGCACGACCGCGGCCAGGACGUCAACGAUCCUGACUGUGGCGGCUUCAGGGAUGCUGGUUUCGAUCCCAAUCAAGUUUUUGAAGCCUUCUUUGGCUCGGACUUUUUCGCAUCUCAAAGCCACCACUACUACGACCAAGGCCAAGCCCAGCACCAGCACCAACAACAACAACCGCAUUUUCAAAGCCAGUUCCAGGGGCCUCACCCAGGCUUCCAAGGGUUCCCUGGCGGCUUCCAGUAUGGCUUCUAGUACAAGCGAGACUGGAAAGUUGAUCAUACUGCUUCUGUUCGACGUACUCUCACGACUUUCUCAUUUUGUCAUUAGGGAUAAACUUAUUUUACUACUUGUGCAAAGUCAACAUUAUUCCAAGUGCCCGUUUUCUGUCUGGUUCAAUGAGCUACAUUCUGUCUAAAAAUUACACUAAAAUCAACGUCAAACCUGCUAUAACGCGCGUUCUAAUUUUAACACGGAGGUCAUUUUUAAAUAGAGCGGUGCCUUGACUUCUCUACUGGUCUACCUGAUAAUUAAUUGGUUUAAUCGUAGCACUGGACUUUCUUUAUGGGCCACAUUACAUCAUUCAUUACAUUACAACGCAGAUUCUUAUUAACCCAACUUAACAAAUCCGCUGUUAAUCGGUGAAAGUUAUCAUUGAAUGUUGUUAUUCGUGACUUGCACAUCGUCCCCAGCAUCUUCCUUUGUAUAUCACUCACCGCCUGAUACACGAGUCAAUGUAUUUCUUUACAUUUACGUUUUAUUUUUUCGUGUAAACUUCUUUGAAAGCUCUUUUUUAGAGUCUUUGUCUUGCUGUGUGCUGGUUUACCUGGAUAGAGAAUGGCGAUUAGUGAAGAAUCUUGUUUUAUACUCCAGAAUAAUUCCUACAAAUAAAUAAUUAAAUCACGGAUGUUUUAAAUAAAUACAUGACUACAGGUCACCUAGCUGUAGAACUGUUGAUACGUUGGGAGUGGGUUGCGUUAGGUUGGGUUGAUGAUGCAUGUACUUGAUAUAUAUAGCUCUGUUCUAGUGACGCAUGUAAAUAAUUAGAAUGAAGGCAAGGUUCGAGAUUAAGCGUUUGUUGUUGCGUUCAUCUCAUAAAAUUCAAAUAACCUUCUUUACAUGGAAAAAAAAAUUUCUUUGAAAAUUGUCAAAACAUCUCAAUUGUUUUCUGUUUCUCAAUGUUGACAAGCUCGAUAAUCGGAGAUUAAUUUUUGUCAAAAUGGAAUAAUUUUGCUGAGAAUCGAUUUGAGGAUGAUUUAAUACUCAGAAAUUACUUUUGGACUGCUGUCUUCAAUACAUUUAAAUUCUCUCCUUUGUUCGUUGAUUUAUCACACGCUUGUUAGAACAAUAACGUGGAAAUUGAAUGACUGACUCUAUAAUUAUGAUGGCUUCGUAGUAUUUAUGACAGAAGCGAACCUAGCGUUGUAACUCCCUUCAUGUUAAUUGUUCGGGUGAAUGGCAAUGUUUAAUCUUCUGUUGUUUAUUCAAUUGUUUUAAUAUUGUGUUGAGUCCUUUUCUGUUCGUUAUCUGCUAGUUGAAUUUAAGGGACGUGAAUUCAGGAUUAUUUAAUCUAAUCAAACUUCGAGGCGUCAAGUGUCUAUGUCUUCAUGGAUUGAAGUGAAGAUAUAUUAGUCUUCGUUCAACAUAACUCCCAUGAGCAGAUUCAGCAAAGACGUCAUCUAUCGUGCUAGAACGAACUAUCUUUGUCCUUUUCCAGUUUCAAUUGCGCUAAAAAGCAUGAAUGCGCUGACUAUAUAAAGUAUCUAAUAAGAAUUUAUUAAUUUAGAUUUUCAUGAAGGCUAAUGCAAAAGUUAGUGAGCUAUCGCGUUUUAUAUCGUGCUAGUAAUCAUUUCUUUCGUUCCUAGUCCGUAUAUGGGAUGACGAUAAUUGCUUUUUCCGUGGUACAUACAUGGAAUUAGCACAGAAUCUUUAAGUUGGUUAUACAUUAAUGUCCAAGGUGUGAAAAACGAUCGGGAAUUAAGUUGCAGCACCACCAAAAUUUUAGCUAACAUUUGACCUUGAAGGAUUUAAGUUAAAGAAUAUUCUGUGAAUAUGGAUUACCGACCAGAAGCUUCCACUGGACCAGAGAGUAUCUUGAGAUUUUAAAUACUUGGAUGUUUCUCAAAUACUCGCCUGCACGUAUGAUGUUUUGGCAAUUAAGUAUUACUGAAUAAAUAUGCCUAAACUAAACUAAACUAAAACUAAACUAAAAUAUGCACCAAUUCACCGACUAAUUUAAACUUUUUCGCUGGUUCAUGCCAUAUAUCGUUGAGAAAUAUUUUGGUCAUCUUUAAAAUUCAACAUUCUGCCCGGCACAGAACAUACAAAUACAAUUCAUGGUUGAACUAAUAUAUAUAGUUCAACCAUGAUAGUAUGAUACAAUGGUAAAUGGUUCUAUGCCUUCCGUUAUAGCCUCAAAUGCCGCAAACGACUUCAUCGCAGGGCUGAUCCGAAUAAUGUUGUCUUCUUCUUAUUAUUUGUAAAUAGUGUCAUUUUUUUCGUACCUUCGCAGCUGAGAAAGAUUAGGGUACAAAAUAGUCCGUUAGAAUCUCUUUGCUUCAGGUGUCUGUGUCGUCAAAUAAGCAUCUUUUGUUUUUUAGGCUCACAUCUGUGCCGGCCGGCAUCCUGUACUUACUCCAUAAGAAGCCCACAAUCACCAUGAUUAAAAUUGUAUUUGUUC
Messenger RNA from Hyalella azteca, 8763 nucleotides. RefSeq names its product dnaJ homolog subfamily C member 7 (gene Tpr2). Gene Ontology annotation, molecular function: protein binding. Lineage: Eukaryota; Metazoa; Arthropoda; Malacostraca; Amphipoda; Hyalellidae. The record is from RefSeq and is a predicted model, not a curated record. The transcript has 11 exons. The coding region runs from base 858 to 6338 and encodes 1826 amino acids.